AUGCAAAUUUUGACAGGUGGAUUUGCGAAGGUCAAAUUGGCAAUACACAUCCUAACUGGAGAAAAGGUGGCUAUCAAAAUAAUGGACAAAAGGAGUCUUGGGGAUGACCUACCAAGAGUGAAAACUGAGAUAAAGGCGAUGAAGGAACUGGUUCAUCAACAUAUAUGCAGGCUUUACGAAGUCGUUGAAACAGAUCAUAAAAUAUUCAUGAUACUAGAGUAUUGUCCAGGUGGAGAGUUGUUUGAUUACAUAGUUGCCAAAGACAAACUUAGAGAAGGAGAAGCAAGGAUGUUUUUUCGUCAAAUUGUUUCAGCAGUUGCAUAUACUCAUGAAAUGGGAUAUGCACAUAGAGAUCUUAAACCGGAAAAUUUACUUUUAGAUGAUGACCAAAGUAUUAAAUUGAUAGAUUUUGGUCUUGCUGCAAAACCCAAGGCUGAUGUAUGGAGUAUGGGAGUUUUAUUAUAUGCUUUACUGUGUGGUUUUUUGCCUUUUGAUGACGACAAUAUAGCAUUCUUAUAUAGAAAGAUACAACAAGGCAAAUAUGAAGAACCUACAUGGCUUUCAGUGGAAAGUAGAGAAUUUAUACACGAUAUGUUACAGGUUAAUCCUAAGAGAAGAAUCAAAGUACAAGAUUUAUUGACCCAUCCAUGGGUCAUAAUAAGUUAUGGAAUACCAAUAGACUGGCGUUCUAAAUACAAGAAAACUAAUCUUGAUGUUGAUUGUGUGACAGAGAUGUCUGUACAUUUUAAGAAGAGUAAAAAAGAUAUGAUGCAAUCUGUUUUACAAUGGAAGUAUAAUGAAGUUACAGCAGUAUAUUUUAUUUUAUUGGCGAAGAAAUACAAUGGUAAACCAGUAAGAAUUGUCCCAUCUGUGAAACCAUUAGGAGAAUUGAAAAAGAUAUCUAACUACAGAGAACUUGAACCACCAACCAGUUCUCCUUACAUGUUCAGCUCAAUGGAGGAGGGUUUAGAAAACUUUGAAUCAUAUGCAAUAAAACAUCGCAAAAGAGAAACAGAUGAUGGAAAAGAGAACUUCAUUAAGCCUAAUGUACCACCACCUAAAACACCUGCUAAAAGUUCUAAACCUAACAGAAUACCCAACAAAGGACCAGCACCAUUUACAACACCAACUAGAAAUGUUCAAACACCAACUAUUAUUAGAACACCUGCGCAUAAUGGCGAUGUAAGAGUGAGAACACCAUCCAGGAAUGUUUAUAGGACUCCAGAGCGAGGUGGUUCAGCUCGUCAACGUCUAUUAACAGCUCCUGUUCCAACUGGUCUGUCACCAUCUAAGUCUAUGGAGAGUAAUUUACACACAUGUACACUGACACCAGGUUAUGAUAUUAAAAAGGCACAGUCUAUGGAGUAUGAUCUAGAUCGAGCUGGUUUAGAUAGUAAAGAUCCUGGUUCGGCAAAGAAGGUAUUUGGUAGCUUUGAAAGAGGGUUGGACAAAGUAAGAGAUUUAUUGACUCCUGGCAAAAGAAGAGGAUCGACCACAGAAGAACCAAGAAAAGUUAAAGUUAGUAUAUCAAGUAACUUAUCUGCUUUAUUAAAAGUUGCACAUAAACCAAUAUUUGCAUUUGGCCUUAGUGUCUCCCUGAAAAUUUGA
Saccoglossus kowalevskii is the source of this 1608-nucleotide messenger RNA. Its product is annotated as maternal embryonic leucine zipper kinase-like. Gene Ontology annotation, biological process: intracellular signal transduction; protein phosphorylation. Gene Ontology annotation, cellular component: cytoplasm. The record is from RefSeq and is a predicted model, not a curated record. NCBI's taxonomy places the organism in Eukaryota, Metazoa, Hemichordata, Enteropneusta, Harrimaniidae. Gene Ontology annotation, molecular function: protein serine/threonine kinase activity; ATP binding.